AUCAUGCUUACUUAUUUUAUCUAUGGAAAACCUCUGGUAUCAUCACGGUCAUGGACGGAACAAGAAGAAUGCUUCCGCAGUCAAUUCUGGAAAACUUCCCCUUUGAGUUAAACCCAACCUUGUACUUGUCUCUCUCUCUGUUCAUAAUCCCCAUCCUUGUGCUGAAGCUGACAAGAACAAGAAGAAACAAAUUGAAUCUGCCUCCAUCCCCCCCUGGGUUUCCAUUCAUAGGCAAUCUUCAUCAGAUUGGGACUCUGCCUCAUCGUUCUCUCAAAGCUCUCUCACAAAAGUAUGGCCCUCUCAUGUUUCUCCACUUGGGUCAAAAGCCAACUCUUGUGGUUUCUUCUGCACACAUGGCCAGAGAAAUAACUAAAUCCCACGAUGUUGUUUUCUCAGAUAGGCCUCAAACCACAGCUGCAAAAAUCAUUCUCUACGGAUGCAAGGAUCUGGGUUUCUUGCCCUACGGUGAAGAAUGGAGGCUUAAGAGGAAAAUAUGCGUUCUUGAACUUCUCAGCCCAAAAAGGGUUCAAUUCUUUCAGUUCGUCGUAAGGGAGGAAGUUGCAGAUAUGAUCAGUAAGAUUCGUGAAGCAUGCGCAGAUGGUGAUAACAAAGGGUCUUGUGUGAAUAUGUCUGAUAUGAUUGUUGCAGCUGCAAACAAUAUAGUUUGCAAAUGUCUUCUUGGACAGAAGUUUCAGUCAGCAGAUGGGAAGAGAAGCUUUGGAGACUUGGCAGCACAGAUUAGUGCUCACACUAUAGCUUUCAGUUUUGGAGACUUCUUCCCUUCAUUGAGAUGGAUGGAUGCUGUUACUGGAUUAAUUUCAAGGAUGAACGCCACAUUUAGAGAAGUUGAUGCUUUCUUCGAUGAGGUGAUUGAUCAACACAAGGCAGCUAGAAGAAAUGAAGAUGAGGAUGGCAAAUCAGAAAAGAAAGACUUCGUUGAUAUUCUUCAGCAACUUCAACAAGAUGGUCAACUUGACUUUGAGCUUACCCAAUUUGACCUCAAAGCAACGAUAGUGGAUUUGUUCCUGGGAGGAAGUGACCCUACGGCGACAGCUCUGGAAUGGGCAUUUGCAGAGCUGGUGAAGAAUCCAAGAAUUAUGAUGAAAGCUCAAGAAGAGGUAAGAAGAGUGGUCGGAAAUAAGCCAAAAGUGGAAGACAGUGAUGUGGGACAAAUGAAGUACUUGGAAUGUGUACUGAAAGAAACUUUAAGAUUGCAUCCUCCUGUUCCUCUUUUGAUUCCAAGGGCCACAAGAUCGAGUGUGACACUGGGAGGAUACCAUAUUCCUGCAAAAACAAGUGUGUUUGUGAAUGCAUGGGCAAUUCAGAGAGACCCAGAAUUCUGGGAAAGACCAGAAGAGUUUGCUCCAGAGAGAUUUGAGAAUGAUCAAGUUGAUUUCAGAGGGCAAGACUUUCAGUUUAUUCCAUUUGGAAGUGGAAGAAGGGGAUGCCCAGGAGUUUCAUUUGGAUUUGCAUCACUGGAGUAUUUGUUAGCUAAUCUUCUGUAUUGGUUUGACUGGAAGCUGCCUGAAACAUGUAAAUCUGCUGGAGACAUGGAUAUGAGUGAGGCAUAUGGAAUUACUUGCAGAAAGAAAGUACCAAUUUGUGUGCAACCAAUGCUGUACUCCAUUAGAUCUAAGUUUUGAAGGUAUGCUCUGCGUUGGCCAAAAAAAAACAAGGAAGAAAGUAGGUAUGCUUUGUUUUGUUGAAGCUUGAAUGUUGGAGUACAUGUUUAAGGACUAUACAGUUGCGAUUGUCAAAGACAUUUUCCACAGGGGGAAUGGUAGGUUCCGCUUAAUCAUGUUUACAAAGAUUAUAACACUGCAGUCCACAGCUGAUUAUCUAAAUAACAUGUCUCGUAGUCUUAAUAGCAAUUAUUGUCAACCUCCACCUUUUGUCAAGAGCCUAAAGGGGAUGACAAAUAUUUGGUUCUAGUAAGAUAUCUUACAUGUUGUAAUCCCUUAUCGAUGGUCUAU
This is a messenger RNA of Neltuma alba, 1973 nucleotides long. RefSeq names its product cytochrome P450 71A1-like. Lineage: Eukaryota; Viridiplantae; Streptophyta; Magnoliopsida; Fabales; Fabaceae. The transcript is spliced from 3 exons. Gene Ontology annotation, molecular function: monooxygenase activity; heme binding; oxidoreductase activity, acting on paired donors, with incorporation or reduction of molecular oxygen. The record is from RefSeq and is a predicted model, not a curated record. Bases 51 to 1643 code for a protein of 530 amino acids.